Messenger RNA from Thamnophis elegans (Western terrestrial garter snake), 3033 nucleotides. Its product is annotated as centrosomal protein of 126 kDa-like. Gene Ontology annotation, biological process: non-motile cilium assembly; mitotic spindle organization; cytoplasmic microtubule organization. Gene Ontology annotation, cellular component: centrosome; midbody; ciliary base. The record is from RefSeq and is a predicted model, not a curated record. NCBI's taxonomy places the organism in Eukaryota, Metazoa, Chordata, Lepidosauria, Squamata, Natricidae.
UCUAAAAAUCAGCAUGUGAAUAAUUGGCUCAGAAUAAAAACUUCAAAUAUUCAGACGGCCUCCCCUUUCCGUGAUUUAAUUAAAUACAAUGUUGUCCCAUCUGAUGAAGUCAGAUGCAACCCUGACCUGAAAUCAUCAGCCAACUCAUCUGAACAGAGAGAGUCUGAGACAGGUGCUUCUGAUGGUAAUCUAACUUCUGUACAAAAUAAAACAGAAGACAAAAGCGUUCUGUUGAUAUAUCCGUCUUCAAACGUAAUUACCACAGGGGAUCCUCCUGCUGACAGCCCUGCAGCCAAAUUGCAUAAAAUAUGGCCCGUCCCUAAUCCUUCUCCUGCAACUUCAGAACAAGAGAACGUUGAACUUUCUGAAAACAACAGAACUUCAUCAACAGAAAUUUUCAUUCCCAAUGUAGAUUUGCCUAAUCAACAGUGGAAUGUCACUUCCUAUUUCAGCAACAGCUUCUUACUUAAUUGCAUGCAGAAGGGGAAUAUUCAUGCAGCAAGGUGUACUGAAGAUACAGAUUGUGUAGCUGAAGGUAAAGGUGAAAAGCAUUCUGAGCAUGUUAACGUUGAAGCAUCUACAUGUGAAGAGCCUUCUAAAAGCAGCACUGAUCAGCACAAAGACUGUGAAGAAGGGAAAGAGGCGGAAAUUAUUAUACCUGUGCCCCAAGGAGAGGUAGCAACCAUAUCUGACCCUGAGCAGCAGAACAAUAGCAAUAUGUGUGAGAGAAAAGUGAUGAAACUGCCAAAAAGCAUUUUAAAAAAGGAAUCUAAAUACGAACUUGGCUGUUUCAAAGCAAUGGUGGUAAACAGAGGUAUCAAAUUUGGACAUCCGCAGCCUGUGUCUUCUGUUAGAGACAGUGUUGAAUUGGCAAAAAUAAAAGGGAAAGAUGGAGAAGUUCAAAGGAAUUGUAAAAAGCUUAGGUGGUUUGAUGAAAUUAACAGAGUAGUGGAAAUUAGAAAAAUUCCAGAGUCCUGUGUUAGUGAUAUAGCUCAGGCACAACCCCAAGCACCUGGGUUUCAAAUUAAAACCACUUCUUCUAAAACUAAUCGAAGUAUUCCCUCCUGUUUGCUCAAUUCUGUUUUUUCCGGAAAAUAUUCAGAGAAUUCUCAAAUAUCUGCCAAACUUGCUAAUGUUGGAAACUCAGAAAGAGAUAAUGCAAUACACAAUGUCUUGGUGCCCAAAGGAUAUCAUAUUGCUAAACAAGCAUGGAUGGCACCAAGAAGUGAAGAAAUGAUACCUUUUAUUUAUAAUUGUGAGCCUAAAAAUCCAAAAACUAAUCCACGGAAAGGUAGAAUGAAAAUGAUCAAAAGACCAAAAUCUGCUAAAGUCCCAUCAUCAACCAUAAUAACUAAAAAUCGGAAGAGUGCCAUCCGACCACAGUCUGCUAAUGAAGCUACUAAGAUUGUAAGAGCUCCAGGCAAAAUCAUAAUACCCCACCCUCCAUGUAAGCCUAUACAAAGCAAAAAGCCAGAUGAAAAUCCUACAGAUGCCUUAUGUCAGACAUCGAAUGUGUGUAAGCCUUCCACGGAUGCCGAAAAUAGUCAGAGUCAGAAUCUUUUGCCUGAAUGUCAAACCUUGGCAAGAGGUUAUACAGAUGACCCUUCAACUUCAGGUAGUGCUUACCAUUCUCAAAUAACCAUGAUCAGACCUUCUUACAGUAUAUACACCUAUGAGCCUUUGACAAAGUCAAAGUGCAUUAUAAAUUCAAUUCCACCAGUUGUCCACUACAGCAAUAUUUCAAGGAGAAGUCCCAUGUUCUCAGAAAAUGGAUUAUGUCCGGAUCGUAUACCAACUGAUGAAGAAAUCACAAUUUUGUGGCAAGGAGUACAUCGUGCAUUGGUUCAAAGGGAUGGUGCUGCUGGUGAUUCACAGCAUUAUGCUUCCUUAUGCAAUAAUUCAAAUAAUGGUGACUUGCAGCACGCUAGAUCUAAUGUGUCUCACAUCACUAUAGAUGGUGGCCAUCUGAUGAGCAAUAUGAAAUCAGGUGUUAGGGUGAAUCCUAUUAUGUCUUCCCAACCAAGUGGUAAGAUCCCAUUUUGCUUUUGCAAGACGAAACAAAUUAAUGAAAACAAUGAAAAUAAACGCAAGGCUCUUUUAGAACAGAGGAGACAAAUGUCAGCCUUCGGCAAGGAAUCUACUGGUGUUGGACAGGACUUGCACCACGCUUGCAGUCAACUAGAAGCGAAGCCGAACAAUUUUAUCCUCCCGAUGCCCAGAGAAUUUCUCCACACAGCCUUGCAAGUGAAUCUCCUGGCCACCAUUUCCAAGGAUAAGAGCAGAGAAGUUUUGACCCUUUGCUGCGUUUACUGCUACGAGUUUAAUCUUAAUAGCAGCUUUAACUCGUGUUUGGUCAAAUCCGUUUUUGUUCUUCCCAAUUGUCUUUUCACAGUAUAUAUUUUUGUUCUAAAAUUCAGAUGGUACUACCCAGUACUAAUACCAGAAAACCUUGUGAAUUUGUCAGCUGCAGAAGGUGAAAUUUUGACUGGUUUGGAUACACCGCAACCAUAUAGGCAGAUUGCAGUGCGAAAUAGACCACCACGACAAGGAAUGAGCGCUCUGUCAUUUGAAGAGCACAAAGUUCUUCAGUCCCUUGACCGCAUCAACCACCGGCUACAGAAUGUUCAUGAAACAAUUAACAAAAACCCAUCUUCUACAAGUGUUUUGCAGACUAUUUCCCCUUUGGUCACAUCUCCCUCAUAUAUGGAUAUAAUGCCUCACAUGCAAAGGUAUAGGAGCAUAUUGGAUGCCACCCAUAGCUUAAAGCAAAGAAGAUACUGACUUGGCCCUAAUAAAGUUUGCUGAACUGAGAUUUAUAUAAUAUAUUCUCAGUUGCUAUAUUUGUAACAUAAUUAUUUGCAACGUGCCUUAAAUGCUAUUUUUUCUAAAAAAAAUCUUCAAAAUAAAGAUGUAACACAAGUAUUGACUGCUUGUUACCUAGUUUACAUUUAGGGCAAAAUUAUUUUACAUAUGCACUUUACUGUAAAAUGUAUUGUAUUUUUUUAAGAAUGGAAAUACCUCAAUUUUAAAUGA